AACCCACCCUGAUCCUCAGCUCUAUGGUGUUGUAUAGUUAGUCGGGUUUAGCCCUAAAAACAAGAAAAUACUAAUGGGUUCCGUUGCCUAGUAUUUGUAUCACCAAUUAACAGAAACUAUCUGCUAUUUUGAUUUCCAUUUCUGCGAUCUAAAAAUCGACAGACUCAGAAUAUUAACGUGUUCAUCCGUAGUAUGAAGACCAGCCAUCAAAAAAUAUCAAGGCAAAUUUCGUCAUUCACCACCAAGUUGUGACAGAGAGGGUUUACAUCUUUUUCACAAUCAAAACACACCGGUCCUUGAAAAUGGCUGCAAUUCCAUCCAGUGGCUCUCUUGUUGCUACCCAUGAUUACUACCGAAGGCGCAUAGGAUCCACUUCCAGCAAUAGUUCCUGUGGCAGUUCGGAUUAUAUAGGGGAAGUUAUUCCACACCCCCCAGGUCUGUCCAGACAGGACUCGGGCCAUUGGUGGGCCAGUUUUUUCUUUGGAAAGCAGAGUACACCUAAUGGACAUGACACCCAGCCCAAGGCUGGGACUUACACUGUAACUAAUGGCCAGGUGACUUGCAUUGCCAAGGAAAUGGUCCUGAAGAGAAAUCUGAGUGAAAGCGGUGAGCAUGGAAAUCCUGAGCCUAGCACUCCGCCUGCCUCCUAAAUGCACAAUCCAUAUAACCAGUUUUAAAACCAGUUUUGUACACCACACCAGAUCCAUGGGUAGAUCCACCAUCUUCCUUUGAAUUGUUAGUGGAAAUAAACUGCUUUUUAUGUUGCUCAGGCUGCUCUUUUCUUUUUCUUUUAACUGAUGACCAAAAAUGUUUAAACAAAUUUAAAUAGUCAUAUCAUUUUGACCACUUUUGUUACUGUGUGCCCUUUGAAUAAAUGUCUCCAGCCCAUGG
Neoarius graeffei (lesser salmon catfish) is the source of this 891-nucleotide messenger RNA. It is a transcript of the gene ppdpfa, whose product is annotated as pancreatic progenitor cell differentiation and proliferation factor a. Gene Ontology annotation, biological process: multicellular organism development; cell differentiation. The transcript has 6 exons. The record is from RefSeq and is a predicted model, not a curated record. NCBI's taxonomy places the organism in Eukaryota, Metazoa, Chordata, Actinopteri, Siluriformes, Ariidae. Bases 303 to 650 code for a protein of 115 amino acids.